Messenger RNA from Fundulus heteroclitus (mummichog), 3004 nucleotides. RefSeq names its product protein tyrosine phosphatase receptor type Nb (gene ptprnb). Gene Ontology annotation, cellular component: secretory granule. The coding region runs from base 111 to 2747 and encodes 878 amino acids. The record is from RefSeq and is a predicted model, not a curated record. NCBI's taxonomy places the organism in Eukaryota, Metazoa, Chordata, Actinopteri, Cyprinodontiformes, Fundulidae. Gene Ontology annotation, biological process: protein dephosphorylation. The transcript has 22 exons. Gene Ontology annotation, molecular function: protein tyrosine phosphatase activity.
UCUCCACUUGUCUCCAUCCUCCUCCUCCAGCAGCAGCUGCCCUCCUCAGACAUGGAGAGCUGCUAGAAGCGCCGCUCCUCCUCUCUCCCCCGCUGGAUGCUGGAUCUACCAUGAGGUCUCCGCGGCUCUGGGCGGCCCUGUGCCUCCUUCUCACCGCCUCCUGCCGCCUGUGCGCGGCCGCCCGACACGGUUGUUUGUUUGAGAGGAAGCUGUGUCCCAGAGAUCAACUCUGCAGCGACGAUGGCCUGUUCGGACGCUGCCAGGCUCCCCGCCAGGAGCCCGUCCAGUACCGGGUCUCCGCGCCGGUCCUGCACAAGCUGCAGGAGGUGCUGAAGGACCUGAUGGUGCAGGGUCUGACGUGGAGGGACGACCUGACCCAGGCCAUCGUCGGCCGAGAGCUGAGCCGCCUUCCCACCGUCGCUCCCAAGCUGGAGGAGUCCCUCAGGCUGCUGGGUCCUGGUCCUCGGAGGGAUCCAGAAGGUCCGGUGGACCCUGAGAUGAUGCAGCAGUAUCUGGACUACAUGGUGCUGGACCCGUCCCGGUCCUCGGUCCACAUGCAGACGCCCCUGCUGGACCCGUACGCCUACCAAAAGCAGUUCGGCUACCAGGACCAGGAGGAACGCUCCCUCAACACCCUGGAGGACAACCCGACCUUCCACAAGGGGACGUCUUUGGACCGGGACCGGCAGCUCCUCCACGACCUGAUGUCCGUCUACCUCACGUCCUCACCUUCAGCCUCCUCUUCCUCACUGUCUCUGCCCCGCCACAGGGGGGCGGCAGCUGCCAGCUCCUCCUCCUCCUCCUCCGUGUUCCCUGAUCUGGACUUCCCUCUGGACUACAGUCAGGACUACAUCUCCCAGGAGCCCCAGCUGAGGACGCGGCCGGAGGCAGAGAAGCAGCAGGAGUAUGACGCCCUGUCAGGACUGGACGAGCGCUCUCUGCAGAGGCUGGCUCUUCUGCUCGACCACUACGGCCUGGACGUGAAGGACCUGUCCCCGGAGCAGACGGCCGGCGUGCCGGAGAAGCAGCAGCAGCUCGAUGCCUCCUACCUUCCUGAGCCCAGCGGAGAUAAAUAUGGCGAUGAUGCAGCAGCAAAGAAGAAGCUCACAGAGGCUUUAAUGGCGUACAAGGCGGUUUUCCAGGAGGCUCCGCCCCCCGCAGCCAAACCAGGUGGAGACCAGAAGGUGGCGACUGCGUCUGAGGCAGCCAAUCAGGACGGAGGUGGAACCAAGGAGCUUGGACAUAUCGUCACCAAUCAGAGCGUGGUUGGACCAACCGUCACCUUCAGAACCAGACCCGACUCCCAGAACCUGACGACUGCAGACAAAGCAGUUGCAGAGAAGAACUUCCUGGAGCCUGAGACGGCCUUAAAGGUUCUCCAGAGCGGCGCUGAACAGGUGAGCGAGGGCAAGUCGUCGCCCCUGGCAACCAGAGUCCAGCCCGGCUCCCGCUGGGUGUUCGCCACGCUGGUGUCCAUGGCGUGCGUCGGCGGCAUCCUGGUGGCGGCCAUGACGGUGGCCUGCCUGCGCCACCACGCCCACCGGCUGGCCGCCAAGAAGCUGGGCCUGGGGCCGGAGGAGGGCAGCUUCAGCCACCGGGAGUACCAGGACCUGUGUCGCCAGCACAUGGCCUCCAAGGGCGCCUUCGGCCGGCUGGAGGCCGCCGCCCUGGGCGCGGUGGGGGGGCCGAGCGGCGGCGGCGGUGGCGGCGCGGGGGCGGCCGGGCCGGGAGCGACGGCGGGGGCCGGCGGCGGGACGGACUCCAGGGUGAGCAGCGUGUCGUCCCAGUUCAGCGACGGGGCGCAGCCCAGCCCCAGCUCCCACAGCAGCACGCCGUCCUGGUGCGAGGAGCCGGCCCAGGCCAACAUGGACAUCUCAACGGGUCACAUGAUUCUGGCGUACAUGGAGGACCACCUGCGCAACAAGGACCGCCUGAUGAAGGAGUGGGAGGCCCUGUGCUCCUACCAGGCAGAACCCAGCUCUGCAUCCGCGGCUCAGAGCGACACCAACGGCAAGAAGAACCGCUGCCCCGACUCGGUGCCGUACGACCACUCCCGCGUGAAGCUGAAAGCGGACAGCAACCCCUCGCGCUCCGACUACAUCAACGCCAGCACCAUCAUCGAACACGACCCCAGGAUGCCGGCCUACAUCGCCACCCAGGGGCCCCUGUCCCACACCAUCUCUGACUUCUGGCAGAUGGUGUGGGAGAACGGCUGCACCGUGAUCGUGAUGCUGACGGCCCUGGUGGAGGACGGCGAGAAGCAGUGCGACCGCUACUGGCCCGACGAAGGCUCGUCCCUCUACCACAUCUACGAGGUGAACCUGGUGUCGGAGCACAUCUGGUGCAACGACUUCCUGGUGCGCAGCUUCUACCUGAAGAACGUCCAGACCCAGGAGACCCGCACGCUCACGCAGUUCCACUUCCUCAGCUGGCCGGCGCAGGGAAUCCCUACCUCCACCCGCCCCCUGCUGGACUUCCGCAGGAAGGUGAACAAAUGUUACCGAGGACGCUCCUGCCCCAUCAUCGUGCACUGCAGCGACGGCACCGGCCGGACCGGAACUUACAUCCUGAUCGACAUGGUUCUGAACCGCAUGGCUAAAGGUGUGAAGGAGAUCGACAUCGCCGCCACGCUGGAGCACGUCCGGGACCAGCGGCCCGGGAUGGUCCGCACCAAGGACCAGUUUGAGUUUGCGCUGACGGCGGUGGCCGAGGAGGUGAACGCCAUCCUGAAGGCGCUGCCCCAGUGACGUCACGACGACCCCCCCCCUCCUCCUCCUUGCGCUGAUGUCAUGGUGGGUGAUGCGUUCAGGGAGCGGUUCAAAACCGUGCAAGUGAACGCACCACGGGCUUCACGCUGACGCCUGCUUCUGAAUUUAACAAGACCUCAGAUGAAAGGAUUCAGUUUAUUUCCUGUAAUUAAAGCUUAAAAAAAAAGAGAAGAAACAGAAAUGUUUGGUCCUCCGUCUCUGUCGUCGUUUACCUCCAAGCAAGAUAAAAUAUAUAU